UGUAGAUGCAGUCAACAUUCUUGAUUUGACAUAAGACUACAUUUCCCAAACUUAAACUAAGACAUGUUACGUAAUGACCCUUUCCUACUGCCCCGUCUCCGCCUUUCACUGUUUCACCUCUGCCUGCUAAGGAGAUUUCCGUAGAUGUAGACGCAGUUUCUUUUUAAAUUAAAUUACGUCCCUGUCCGAAGAUGUUCCCCCUUUAGACUCAAGACUGCAACCAUGUUCGGGCGCUCUCGUAGCUGGGUCGGAGGACAGGGUAAAGCAAAAAACAUCCACUCCCUGGACCAUUUGAAAUAUAUGUACCAUGUUCUGACAAAAAACACCACUGUGACAGAUUACAAUCGUAACCUACUUGUAGAAACCAUCCGCUCCAUCACAGAAAUCCUUAUCUGGGGGGAUCAAAAUGACAGCUCCGUCUUUGAUUUUUUUCUGGAGAAGAAUAUGUUUGCCUUCUUCUUGAACAUCCUGCGUCAGAAGUCUGGUCGCUACGUCUGUGUCCAGCUCCUCCAAACCCUCAACAUACUGUUUGAAAACAUCAGCCAUGAGACUUCCCUAUAUUAUCUUUUGUCCAACAACCAUGUCAAUUCCAUCAUCGUCCACAAGUUUGACUUCUCAGAUGAGGAGAUCAUGGCUUAUUAUAUUUCCUUCCUGAAGACGCUGUCGCUCAAACUGAACAACCACACCGUUCACUUCUUCUACAAUGAGCAUACUAAUGACUUUGCCCUGUACACCGAAGCCAUUAAGUUUUUCAACCACCCGGAAAGCAUGGUCCGCAUUGCAGUCCGAACCAUCACACUCAACGUCUACAAAGUUUCAUUGGACAACCAGCACAUGCUGCACUACAUUCGGGAUAAAACCGCAGUCCCAUAUUUCAGUAACCUGGUGUGGUUUAUUGGUAGCCAUGUCAUCGAGCUGGACAAGUGUGUGCAGACAGAUGAAGAGCAUAAGAACAAAGGAAAGCUGAGUGACCUGGUAGCGGAGCAUCUCGACCAUCUCCACUAUCUGAACGACAUCCUCAUCAUCAACUGUGAAUUCCUGAACGACGUGUUAACUGAUCACCUCCUAAACCGCCUCUUCCUGCCCCUCUACGUUUACUCCUUGGUUUGUCCUGAAAUAUCUGAAGAACGGAAGAUUAACCCUCAGGUGUCCCUUUACCUGCUGUCUCAAGUGUUUUUGAUCAUCCACUAUCAACCUUUGGUCAACGCCCUAGCUGAUGUGAUUCUUAAUGGAGACCUGUCUGUCUUCAGCUCUCAGAAAGUCGUGCACAGCACGCACAAAAGCACGGGCAGUGAACCAGGCGUACUUCGGUUUAUUAAACCCCCUGAGUCUCUGGAGCGUUCACUUGAGUUGUCACGCAGCCGUGGCCGCAAGAGAACGCAGAAAAGGCCCAAUUACAAGAACCUGGGCGAAGAGGAGGAUGACGACAGAGCAGGGGGUGGUGGCAGUAGUGGCAGCGGCGGCGGCGGUGGUGGAGGAGGGCUAGAGGAGAGCUGGGAUGAUGAUGGCUUCAGAGGAGAGAGGGAGAAGGGAAAAGGUACAGAGGGAAUAGGAGGCGGAGCAUGUGGGAGUUCUAAGGGAAGCAGAGCGAGUGGGGAGAUGACGGAAGAAAUCGAGAUGGUUGUGAUGGAGAAGUGCAAAGUGUCCGAACUGGCUGAGCAGAACAUCACAGAUGAAGAAAAGACUGCUGCUGCCACACGCACACAAAUGCAGAGGAGCAGACCGUUUUUAGACCUGGUAUACAACACCCUUGACUGCUCAGAUGAUGACUACCAAGCUCUGUUCGUCCUCUGCUUGCUUUAUGCCAUCUCACACAGCACAGGGAUAAACCGGGAUCUUCUGGAGCGUCUGCAGUUGCCAUUCCCAGACCAGGAGAGGGGCUCUUACAGCCUAGUUCUUACAGAAAGACUGAUCAGAAUAAUGAGCCAGGCAGCUCAGCCAGAUGGUAAAGUACGUCUAGCCACCCUUGAGCUGAGCUGCCUCUUGCUAAAGCAGUCUGUGCUUUCUGGAAAUCACUGUAUCAUCAAAGAUGUCCAUUUGGCCUGUCUGGAGGGAGCCAGAGAAGAAAGUCUGCAUUUAUUGCGCAGUUUCUACAGGGGGGAGGAAAUCUUUCUUGACAUGUUUGAGGAUGAAUACAGAAGCAUGACGAGUAAACCACUGAAUGUGGAGUAUCUCAUGAUGGAUGCCUCCAUCCUGCUGCCACCCACGGGCACCCCUUUGACCGGCAUCGACUUUGUGAAGAGACUGCCCUGUGGGAAUGUGGAGAAGACGCGCAGGGCGAUUCGUGUGUUCUUCAUGUUGAGGGCUCUGUCACUUCAUCUUCAGGAAGAGCCAGAAACCCAACUUCCUCUGACCAGACCAGCAGACCUUAUCAAGACAGAUGAUGUUUUGGACCUCAAUAACAGUGACCUGAUAGCCUGUAUGGUGGUCAACAAGGAUGGCAGCCAAGCCCAGAGGUUCCUCGCAGUCGAUGUGUAUCAGAUGAGUCUGGUCGAACCUGAAACAAAACGACUUGGGUGGGGCGUAGUCAAGUUUGCUGGUCUUUUACAAGACAUGCAGGUGUCUGGAGUGGAGGACGACAGCAGAGCUUUAAAUAUAGUUAUUCACAAACCCGGCUCCAACCCCCACGCCAAGCCCCUGCCCAUUCUGCAGGCCACCUUUAUCUUUGCUGACCACAUUCGCUGCAUCAUAGCCAAGCAGAGGCUGGCCAAAGGUCGAAUUCAAGCAAGGCGCAUGAAGAUGCAGAGGAUUGCUGCUCUUUUGGACCUGCCAGUGCAGCCCAGUGCUUCAGAGGUGUUGGGGUUCAGCCAAACUUCCAACGCCUCACACACCGGCCUACCUUUCCGAUUCUACGAGCAGUCCAGACGAGCCCCAAACGACCCCACAGCCAACAGAUCCGUGUUUGCAUCCGUUGACAGAGUCCCAGGCUUUGCAGUCGCUCACUGUGCGCCACAGCACAGUCCCUCACCACUGUCCUCUCCAUCUCCCCCCUCCAGUGGUAGUGGAAGCACAGGAAGAUGCGACUCUGUCACUGCCAGCACCAUUUCAGCUCAGAGCCCCACAGAAGACGGUGUGUAUUUAGAGCACAUCCCACCCCUGUCGUCGUCUGCUCCCUCCACGUCAACCCUGUGUCUGGCUUUGGCACCAAGCCUCACCCCUGCCUCCCAGCCCACGAUCUCUCUUCUCACUGACAGCGCCACCGACGCCCUGAAUGUGGAGUCGCUGACGUUGCUGCCCCCCGCAAAUUCACCCCACUUGCACCCAUGUGCUGUGACUCAUUCCCUACUUAGGCCGGGGCCCUCCAUUCUAGAGGAGAAGGAGGAGGGCCCACAGGAGGACGGGGGGUUUACGCUGGACAAGACGGAUGCAACAGUAAAGGAGGAAACCAACACAACUGUUGAGCUCGUCACGCCCACAGACGAAUCUCCUAAUGGAUCAGAACACCCUGCAGGCAAUGAGGACCCUCUGGAGUUUGAUGGAGACCUGCAGCAACAAGCAGACCACGCGAAUUAGACGACAGCUGCUGAUGAAGUCAUUCGCACUGAAACGGCAGACUCCCCCGAGCUGGACUAAGCAGCCCACACACGUUAUGCACUUCCCACCCUCACGUGUCAGGAGCAAUACACACUUUCUCACGCUGCCACCCGAGAGCCGUGCAUAUGUAAAUAGUCUAUUAAAGGCUUUUGAUGCCGUCUCAUUCCUGCGUUUGCACAUAAAGACUUUUAUUACCCAUAAUAACAAAUACUGCAUAUACCAGGAAGUCCCCAAGCACAUCCAAUUAUCUGCGCUGUCAACAUGCCAGACUGCAGUGUCAUGCGCAGGUUUCGAUUCGUGCAACCAGCAACGUUUUUCUACUCAUCCUGAUCAAUGUUUUGGCUCGAACGCAACAUUUUCGGCGUCCCUAGCUUCAGUUCAUAAGACAUUCAUCGAUGCCUGGCAGUUUUUUUUUUUAUCCCGCUGGUGAUCAACACAAUCAACUGUCAGCCUUUUUCUUGCUAGUCGGAUAUCUGUAUUUUGGUCCUUUAGAGCCACUUUUCUUUUAACAUUACACGAAAAAAAAAUCAUCAGCAAAGAUUAAACAAGAAAAAAAAGAAUCAUCAGCAAAGCUUAAAAACUGGGACAAUAAUGAUGCAGGAUUGCAUCACUCCCCACUAAAGCCUCCAUGUUUAAAGCCUGCAGGCAUUUCAAUGAAGUGAAACUAUGUGGUACAGCACAUACCUCUGUGGAGGUAGAACUCACUCUGUUUCAGUUUGCAGGUCACUAAAUUAAAAACAGGUUAC
This is a messenger RNA of Oryzias latipes (Japanese medaka), 4280 nucleotides long. The record is from RefSeq and is a predicted model, not a curated record. NCBI's taxonomy places the organism in Eukaryota, Metazoa, Chordata, Actinopteri, Beloniformes, Adrianichthyidae.